Sungouiella intermedia is the source of this 2529-nucleotide messenger RNA. Lineage: Eukaryota; Fungi; Ascomycota; Pichiomycetes; Serinales; Metschnikowiaceae. The record is from the annotation of a GenBank genome assembly.
AUGAGUGUACGUAUUUACAAAUCACAUCGCAAUUUUAGGGCUUUGGAUUUUUAUAAUGUCCUAAAUACCCGAAUUUUGAAGGUUUUUACUAACAUCCAAGCCUAUGGAGGUUCGUGGGCCGAUGACGAGAUCGAUAUUGCAUCCAUCUCGGUACCAAUCGAAAAGAAUCGCGGCUACGGAGGUGCCAGCGACCUGUUCCGGUCAAGUUUUGGAUCCAACGGCCACGGUUCUCGUGGUCUGACCUUCUUGGACAAUGGUCCACCAUACAUUGUAAAACUAGUGAACUUACCAGUGACCUCCCACGACGAUUUUGUGGAGGAUCUUUUCCGAAGUCGCUACACGAGUUUUGUCAAAUUCAAAAUUGUGUUUGACCCGUCAUCACAACCGCUAGAAUCUGGAGUGGUGAAGAAGAUCGCAUUUGUUGAGUUAGCUUCGUUCGCCGACCAGAACAGAGUACUCAAAUGGCACGAUUUGUACUAUCGUGGCUCUCGUCGAGUAGUUAUCGAGAUGGCAGACUUCGAGGAUUUCAAAUAUUGCAUGGCUUUCAACCAAGAGCACGAGCAGCAGCUUCGAGAUGUGGAACGUGAGUUUCUUGCGGGAAAGAGCCGCCAUGGCUGGGCAGAAGACCAUGGACGUGGUCUGUUUGGCCAUGAGGGUAUGAAUGGUGGCCAUAGCCAUCACCUGCUGAGCUACGGCAGGGGCAUUCUUGGCGAUAAUGGCGCACUUCAGCAUCGGGUCGAAUCUCUCCACAAUCGCCCUUCCAAUGCUUCAAGUCUGGCGCCCUCGCAGCCUCCAACUCUAUUACAGCCAGUCAGGAAGCCCACAUUACCAGACCACCCGAAACCAAACCCUUUCGGCAAUGCAAAGCCUGUUGAUAUUCUUCUGAAAGAGCACGAAAUCGAAAAUCAGCUUAUCACUAUAAACCACACGACGAUUAGAACAGCAGGAGUUAUGGAGUCCGCUCCCGAGGCUAAAGUGGCCAAGCAAGUUCAUUCAACUCACCUUGAAUCCCAAGCACCCGAACCGUCAUCGCUGCCCUCUGAUAAACCAGGUUUCACACCUGCCCCGAUUCCUUCGUCAGUUUACGGCCAGAAACAGAGUUUGGCAGAUAUCCUUUCUAAGAAUGACUCCGACCUGGCUCUAACUCCGAAGACCAGCACACGUAAGAGCGCUACAACUACUCCAAAACCACAAGUGAUCAAACCUACAAUUUUGAAGAAGAAAUCGGCAGUCACAGCUUCACAUGAAGUUUCAGUCGAGCACAGCAAAGGGGAAGAUGCUGCCAAUGGUGUUGAGGUAGAGUCUCUGGUCGAAAAUGGUGAUCUUGUGGUCUCUAAUGAGGAUGGUCAAGGGCACACAAACGAAGAAGUCAAGGCAUCUGUUCCUGAGCAGUCUUCAGCCAAGGAGCAUAUUCGAAAUGUCAAAGCUAAUAAGCGAAGGGAGCUGAAAUCAAAAGAAGGAAAAGAUGUGGAGCGAGGACAUCCCAGGGAACGAGGUGCGAAGCGAGGAUCUAAGGAAGACAAGCCAAGAGAGCAAGGAGAGACACGAACCCCGCGUGAGCCCAAGGAGCCCAAGGAACCAAAGGAGUUGAAGGGUCCCAAGCAAUCAAAGAGGCCCAGGGAACCAAAGGAACAGAGAGAACCUCGAGAGAGCAGGGAGGUCAGGGAACCCAAGGAGCCAAAAGAGCCCAGAGAUCGUAGAGUUUUCGGAGAAUCUAAGGAAUCGAAGGAACUCAAGGAAACCAAAGAAUCCAAGGGGUCAAAGGAGCCCAAAGAGCUGCUGAAGCCUAAGCAUGCCGAUUCUACUGAAGAACUCAAAGUAUCCAAGGAGACUCUGAAACAGAAAGAGAUUGACGAUUUACAUGGAUCUAAGUGGCCUAGAAAAACUCGCGAGUUCCGUGAACCUCGUGAACCUCGCCCUCCGAGAAGAAGAGGCUCCAGGGACUCUGAACCAUUCAUUCGUGCACCCAAGGGAAGCGAGGAAGACGCAGAACACAAGCAAAAGACCAGAAUUCACAAUCUUUCUGAGCGCAACAAGUCGUUUGCUUCAUCAAAUCGUCCGGACUUCAAGAAGCAAUUGAGUGAAAUGACCAAUGCAAUGGGUAGGGAGCAUAACAACUCGAGAAAGCCAAAAAGAGGUGGGCACAAGGAAGUGAGCCUCUCUCCAUCUGAGUCCAAAAGCAACGCGAAGGAGAAAAGUGAAAGCCACGAGAAGCACGAAACUGAUACUCAAACUGGAGGAGACAAUGUGGAUCAUUCUCCAGGAGGAAGAGGAAAGAGAAAUAGUCCGGUCUCUCCAGAAGCUUCGUCUUCUCAUCGGUUAAAUGGCUCGGAAAAGGCACUAGAAGGCAACAACGGAGGUGAGACACCUUCCAAGAAUGUACCAGAUCGGUCCAAUCGAAACAGAGAUGGCCGAGGACGUGGAGGGUUCCGAGGACGUGGAACGCGAGGAAGAGGAGGAAGAGGACGGGGAAGAGGUAGUAGCUCGCCUGGUGGUGUUAAACCAGACGAUGUAAGCAGCCAAGGUUAA